Molecule: messenger RNA, 2233 nt
Organism: Cyclopterus lumpus (lumpfish)
Lineage: Eukaryota; Metazoa; Chordata; Actinopteri; Perciformes; Cyclopteridae
Gene: gramd2aa
Product: GRAM domain containing 2Aa
Exons: 12
Coding region: 239-1177 (312 amino acids)
Biological process (GO): regulation of store-operated calcium entry
Cellular component (GO): endoplasmic reticulum membrane; organelle membrane contact site; extrinsic component of cytoplasmic side of plasma membrane
Molecular function (GO): phosphatidylinositol-4,5-bisphosphate binding
Source: RefSeq, a predicted model, not a curated record
ACUUCUGAGGAGGUCACGGCUCCGUCAACACCACGCGCUCCUCCUUCAGCGUCUCGCGUGGAGGGUUUUAUUUGUGUAUAUAUAUAUAUAUAUAUGUUGUUGUUCGUGGAUUUAAAAACAACGUGAAAAAUGACUUGAGCCGAGAAAUGAAAGCGCUGACCGGGACGAGUUCCGCGGAGAGACGAGGCGACGACGACGAAAAAGUAGAGGUGACUUGUGGAGCUACAGGGCCAGGAGCAUGACCGAGCAGCAGGAGCAGAGCGAGGAAACGGGCCUGCUCCCAACACAGGACCUGAACCACUGCAAGGACGACGACGCACACGGCCACUUCAGGUUUCAGUUGAUUGAAGACCUUUCCUAUGAAGAUGUGAAGAAGUGUUACCGUGGCUCGACUGUCAGCAAGUACAACUCGCAGUACCACAAACUGUUCCAGUGUGUGCCCAAGGAUGAGAUCCUUAUGAAAGUGUACUCCUGUGCUCUCCUCAGAGAUAUUCUUCUGCAAGGCCGGCUCUACAUUUCCAGAAACUGGCUGUGUUUCUAUGCCAACCUGUUCGGCAAGGACAUCAAGGUGGCGAUCCCUGUCGUUUCCGUGAGGCUGGUGAAGAAGCACAAAACAGCGGGCCUCGUGCCCAAUGGCUUGGCCAUCACCACAGACACCGGCCAGAAGUAUGUAUUUGUGUCUCUGCUGUCAAGAGACAGUGUAUAUGACGUCCUGCGCAGGAUCUGCACACACCUUCAGGUCAAUGGGAAGAGUCUGAGCUUGAAGCAGUUCUUGGAGGAGCCGACCUUAUCGCUGGACGAGUUCCCAGUCCCAGACGAGUUCCCAGUGGUCAACGAGUUCCCAUCAGUGUUAAAGUGGAGAAGGAAACCCUCCGUGGUGUCGGCGUCGUCCUCCCUGCCGGACCUCCUGGGAAACUCCACCAGCAGCCUGAGCGCCGCAGACACACCCUUCAAAUCAGAGCAGCCGCUGGAAGAGCGAGCUCUGCAAACAGACAGGGGUCUUUUAUCAGAGCCACUGGCAGAACUGGGCCAGAUGGAGUACCAGCUGCUCAAGUUCUUCACCCUGCUUAUUAUUCUCCUCAUCCUGUCGUCCUGCUACCUGGCCUUUCGCGUGUGCAGUCUGGAGCAGCAGCUGUCCUUCCUGAGUAACCCAAAUCUGCCCCUGAAAGAGAGGUAACCGCUGCUCUUGUCGGAUUGGUGGCUGUUUUUCUCUCCCCGUGCUUUGAGCUGAUGAUGCCCUCCUGCACAGAUCCAGGACCAGCAUCAGAGCCCAGAAAAGAUCAACCAACACGUAGCAACAUGAAAGAAACAACCCGAGCCCAGGCAUCUUGACCGACCUUUCCCCCCCUCUAGUGAAAUGACUUCCCUAUUUAGUGAUCACUUCCAGACUAUGCAAACAGACUGUCUAUUUAUUUCUGAAUUCAGAGUAGGUUUUUAACUGUAGAUUAUGAUUUUUUCCACCAUCGCCUUUCCCCCCUCACGGACAUUUCAUCUUUCGCCCCGUGACUCCGGCAGCUGUUUGUGACAGGAGUGGUGGUUGAGGCUCGAGGCGAGGAUGGAGAGGUAAGAGGUAAGGGAUAAUUCAACGCGGGAAUCACUUGAAAAGAUAUUUCGGGGGAGUUGAUGUUAAUAUCAAACAUUUUCUGACUGACGAGUUGACUAAACCAAACGUGUGUUUGUCUUUCUGGUGAAAUCUUGCCAUUUAGCCCUCGGUAGACGGAUAAAACAAACUACAACAAAAUGCACUUUUAAAAAAAUAUAUGUGUCUACGUUAUUUUAAAUGUAUGUAACUGUUUUAAGAGUUCUAUUUUAUUCUUGAUAAUAGGUACUCAGUUGUCUUUUUUUUUUUUUAUGGAAGAAAGUUAUGUUAUGACCACAGAUACUUGACUGAUUGAAGUUACCUGUCAUUUGACUGUGAUAUGCUGAAGCGAUAACGCCCCUUGUUGGUGUGAUCUAUAAUGUGAAGGAGAUGGUUCAAUGCAUCAUUUCUGUUUUUGCUGUAAUAACCUGCUGUAUGAAAGGAGUUCCCAGGAUGUUUGUUUUUAUUUUAUACAUUUCAAUUGAAGUCACCAAAGACUUAAAAAAAAUAAAAAAAAGACAGUGAGGUUCAUGUGAUUAUAUUUUUGUCUCACUGUAUAUUCUAUGAUCUUGCAGACAUGGGUGGAAUGUGGUCCUAGACUAGUUUGUGAAAUCCGUAUGUAUUAAAUUGGCAAGAAAAAUGUAGACAAACAGA